This is a messenger RNA of Pocillopora damicornis (cauliflower coral), 2311 nucleotides long. RefSeq names its product tRNA (guanine(10)-N(2))-methyltransferase TRMT11. Gene Ontology annotation, biological process: methylation. The record is from RefSeq and is a predicted model, not a curated record. Gene Ontology annotation, cellular component: cytoplasm. Gene Ontology annotation, molecular function: tRNA (guanine(10)-N2)-methyltransferase activity; nucleic acid binding. Lineage: Eukaryota; Metazoa; Cnidaria; Anthozoa; Scleractinia; Pocilloporidae.
GCUAAAUUCAAAAUGGCGGACGAAGCUGAGGUGGAACUGAAUGUACAAUUUGUGUGUCUUUUUGCCCAAGAACACGUGGAUUUUAGAAUAUCGGAGUUGUUAUCAGUCUCUAUGAUGUUUGGUUUUGAAGUACUUGUGGAGAGUGAGGACCACAGGAAAGAAAAUCCUUAUCUUGUAGUUCAUUUGCCAAAUGAAGACUGUGCAAGGAAGCUGUUAUCCAGAACAGUUUCCAUAAAGUCUGUCUAUGAAUUGUGGGGACAAGGGGAAAAUUUAACUGCAUUAAAGGAGAACCUUCUCCAAUAUCCACCUGAUAAAAUGAGAACUUUCACAUCCGGUGACAAAUCUUUUAAAAUCAGCAUUGAGUCCUUUAAUAAAAAGUUGUCCAUAAAUCAACAAAGAGAGUUAAUUGAUCAAUUCCAAUUCCUUCCUUUUCAAGGCUGUGUGAAUCUGACAGCUCCUGAUAAUCUGUUUGCACUGUUGUUGGAUUAUGGAGAUGACCCCAAUGAAGCCCCACCCAGUCCCCAGAGGUUGUUCUUUGGUCGCUUGGUGGGACACGGUCAGCGUCACUUGUUCAAACAGUAUUCACUCAAGACAAGGCGUUUUAUCGGCAACACAUCCAUGGAUCCACAACUGUCAUUCCUGAUGGCCAAUCAGGGACAGGUUCGUUCAGGCAGUCUUGUUUUUGAUCCCUUUGUUGGAACAGGUAGUGUUCUUGUGGCCUGCGCUCAUUUUGGUGCCCAUGUGAUGGGAAGUGACAUAGAUUAUACACUGCUUCAUGGUAGAGGUAGAAGUUCACGAGCCGACAGGAAAGGCCAGUGGAGAGGUCGCGAUGAGAAUUUUCGGGCAAACUUUGCACAAUAUGGACUCGACAGUUAUUUCGUUGAUAUACUUAUAGCUGACGCUGGGAGACUGGGACUGCGAGAAAUUCCUUUGUUUGAUGCAAUCAUAACAGACCCACCUUAUGGAAUCCGAGAAGGAGCUCGUAAGUUAGACACAAAUAUGGAAAUUCAUGAGGAGAAUGAGAGUGUUGAUCAGACGUCGCCGUGUUCAGCGGUGCGUGGCUGUCGUCUGUCAGAGAUACUCACAGCAUUAUUAGACCUAGCCGCGCGACAUCUUGUUCUUCACGGCCGGCUAGUCUACUGGCUUCCAAUUUAUCGACCAAGUUAUUCAGACGAGUUUCUUCCCAGUCACCCAUGCCUCAGACUUGUAGCGAACAGUGAGCAGGGUUUAUCUAGACAUGUUUCUCGGCGACUGAUCACCAUGGAAAAGAUCAAAGAGCAUGUGGUGGGAGGCCCAAACAUGUCCGUGGUACAUCAAAAGUUCUUGGAAUCGUGCGAUAACUUUAGGGAUAAUUACUUCAGCCAGCAAAGCACGUGACCUUUGAAAUAAUGUACAUUAUGACAUCGAAGCACACCAUGCCUCGAUGUCAUGAUGUACAUCAUUUCACGUGACGCACCGUUAUGUGAUCGUGUUUGGAAGAACUCCGAUGACGGGAAGCCGCUAGACGCAUUCUCGUCUUACGAACGGUUUCAUCUACUGGUGUUGAAAGUCGACUUCCAGAGGUUCGAUUCUUGUAUAUUGCAAGAUAUCUAUCCCGUCCUUUUAUCUGUUGCAAAUCUUAAAAAUUGAAAAAAAAAACUUCAGAUCAAGUUUCAUUCCAAGGAGUUCUCCAUGGAUACUGAUUCCAGGGGAAAAUGAGCAAAUGCAUGCUGUGUUAAUGACAUCGAUCUUUUCAAUUUCCUAUCAGUCUCUUAUAAAUAAAAAAAUUGCAACGAAACUAACACCCCAAAAAGGCAAUAACAACAAAAAAGCAACGACCAAACAACCGAAGAAAAAAACAAAAACAUUUUUUUUAAAGAAAUCGCCCUGUACCUGUAAACCUCUUUAAUUACAAGGUUUGGAACAAGUCUUGUUCAAAGCUCUUACACCCUGACUGAUAACUUUUUUGUUCUCAGGUUGUCAAACUAAACGAUAAACGCGCGAUGAUGCUUCGAUUGGCUUGAAUGCUAUAUGGACUUCUAAAUCAACUUUUGGAGUCCACCCUGUAUUUAAGAUCUGAUAAUUGAUUCUCUCUUCUUGCUUGUCAUGAAUUUCUUUCCAAAUUAGUUAAGAGAAUGUAGUGCUACAGCAAGAAAUUACCCUAUCGUAGAUCAAGUCGUCAAAUCUUACUCCAUCGAAUGGUAAUCACUUUUGAAGAUAAGAAAGGACAGAAUGCUUAGACAAGCACAUAAUUUUCAAUCGAUUGUCGAUGGUAAUCCGUGACUGCGUGCACGUUGUCGUUGGUCCAAAAAUAAAACUAAUCAAGAUCCCG